Messenger RNA from Phoenix dactylifera (date palm), 1882 nucleotides. NCBI's taxonomy places the organism in Eukaryota, Viridiplantae, Streptophyta, Magnoliopsida, Arecales, Arecaceae. The record is from RefSeq and is a predicted model, not a curated record.
ACCCACCACCAAACUUUAUCUGUUCUAUUAUGUCUUUGCUCGGCCAUGACAGCCCAAGCUGUCUUUUUGAACAUUUCUCUGUCUCUCUUCGCUGACUGGUACUAACAGGAGCGAGCGAGAGAGAGAGAGCUUUUUGGAUAUGGCAUUUGUGUUCUCCAACAAGUUCAAGGCCCUGAUAAACAGUACAUUUCUGCUGCUGCUAUGUUUCUUCUUCACCACUCACAUAAGGUCUCCUUCACCUUCUUUCAACCUCACAACCAUUAAGGCUCCUAAGGGAGAUGGCUGCAUUGGUCUGAAAAAGCUUAAAGAUCAUCACUCCAAGUGUCUAUACCUCAAGACCCACAUCCCAUGCGUCUCCCAAGGUUAUCUCAACUAUCUCCAUAUUUUCUAUUGUGUUUGUGGGAGAUAUUCUCCAUUAGGGUAUGCACUGGUGGCCCUUUGGCUACUAGUCCUGUUUUAUCUCCUAGGGAACACCGCUUCUCGGUACUUUUGCACCUCUGUGGAGAGCCUGUCGAGGGAGCUGAGGCUAUCACCAACCAUAGCUGGGGUUACCCUUCUGUCCCUGGGUAAUGGCUCGCCCGACGUGUUUGCGAGCAUCGUCUCGUUCCGGUCGGGCUCCGGCGAGGUGGGCCUGAGCAGUGUUCUCGGUGGCGCUUUCUUCGUGUCAUGCGGGGUGGUGGGCAUAAUCAACGUAUGCGCGGCGCGCUCGGGCUCACGCGCGGUGCGCAUCGACCGAUCGUGCUUCGUGCGCGACGUCUGCUUCCUCGUGCUCGUCCUCUCGUCCCUCCUCGCGAUCCUCCUCGUCGGCCGCGUCAAUAUCUGGGAGGCCACGGCCUUCGCCUCCCUCUACUUCGUUUACGUCUCCCUCGUGUCCGCCACCCACAUCUGCCGCGAUAAGUACGAGGACCUCGUCGUGCCGAUCCUCGACAACGAGGAGCCCGACGACGAGGAGCCUGCCAAAGAAUCACCUCCAGAUGCCAACCAACAGCAGCAGAAUCCAUCGACAUACUCCAGUUUCAAAGCCAUGGCAUCAUACUACGUCGGGUGGUUUCUCUACCUCAUCGACAUGCCAUUAUACCUUCCGAGGAGGCUGACAAUACCCGAUGUGUCCGAGGAGAGGUGGUGCAGGCCAUUUGCAGUGGCCUCGGCCACCUUCGCACCACUUCUAAUAGCAGCACUAUGGAAUUCAAAGAGAGGAGGGAUGGGCGCAAAGGAAGGGCUGACAGUAUACCUAUCCGCAGGACUGGUAGGGUUGGUUUUAGGGAUCACUGCACUCCAUACAACAAAGAAGGCUAGCCCACCAAACAGGGUCCUUUUCCCAUGGCUAGCGGGAGGGUUCCUAAUGAGUGUGCUGUGGACUUACAUCAUAGCUGAGGAGUUGGUGGGGCUUUUGGUCUCGUUGGGUCACAUCUUUGGGAUAAGCCCUGCCAUAUUAGGGUUAACAGUCCUUGCAUGGGGGAACUCCAUUGGAGACCUGGUAGCAAAUGUGGCGAUGGCCAUGAAUGGGGGCCAGGAUGGGGCCCAGAUUGCCAUGUCUGGUUGCUAUGCUGGACCCAUCUUCAACACCUUGGCUGGGUUAGGGCUGUCGCUGGUGGUCUCAGCCUGGGCUGUGUACCCCGAGCCAUUUGUGAUUCCAGUGGCACCAGCGUUGCUUGAGAUUCUAGGGUUUAUGAUAGGGGGGCUGCUGUGGGCCCUGGUGAUACUGCAAAGGAAGGACAUGAAGCUCGACAGGGUGGUGGGCAUUGGACUCCUGGCUGUCUACCUUUGCUUUCUGUCUUUGAGGCUGUCUCAGAGCCUAGGGUUGGUGCAAGUUUGAGAACCAUUCUGUCUUUUCGCAUUUUCAUUCUUUCUUAUUUUCAUUAUGAUCUUAGAGGUUUAUAUG